Aspergillus homomorphus CBS 101889 is the source of this 468-nucleotide messenger RNA. RefSeq lists its product as uncharacterized. The coding region runs from base 159 to 407 and encodes 82 amino acids. The transcript has a single exon. The record is from RefSeq and is a predicted model, not a curated record. NCBI's taxonomy places the organism in Eukaryota, Fungi, Ascomycota, Eurotiomycetes, Eurotiales, Aspergillaceae.
AAGACAGGACGGAGUCAGACCGCGGGUGUGGGUUCUGUGGUCGUGUCGGAAGCGCGUUCGUCUUUCCCCGCGCCAGACAACCAUACUCGACUGAGUUAUGACUGAAUCCAGAUCACCGCGCCUCUAUUGAACGAGGCGAUCGAUGGUGAUGCUGCGCGAUGCAAGGAGCCGAAGUUUAUUCUGUCGUGCUUUGUGUUUUCCGAUUUAUGUUUUCUGUCUGCUCAUGCUCAUGCUCAUGCUCAUGCUCAUGCUCAUGGUUGUUAUCCCGCAUGUCGCGGAGUUACCCGCUGCUGGAUAGACUUCGUCUCGUAGGAGAGAUCUGGAUGAGCAGGAGGGAAGGUUUGUUAGUUGUUAGCGAUGAUGUUGCCGUAGCUGCGUGUAUCAAAAUUCCCGCCUCUUGCACCUGACACACGCAGACGCAUAGGAAGAGCGGGGGGAAGGCGAGGCCUGAUUCCAAGUUUCCUGUUG